GCAACUGUCGUGUGGAGUAGUUCAUUCGCUUCUCCUUCAACAGCCCAAUUUCUUUUACAGAUUUCAGAAUAGGAUCGAAGAAUCUGAAUUCAGGAGAAAAUUGGGAGCAUUGUUCUUCUUCUUCCUGUUCUUCGUGAUCGUCUUCCGUAUCGAGACGAAUGGAGUCGUUUCCGUCAUCUUCUCAGCUAGCUCAGAAAACCUGGGAGCUUGAGAACAAUAUCAUCUCCGUCGAUACUCCUCCGACCACUUCCAAAGCUUCUGAUUCUUCCUCCGAUGCGAUAUUCUACUACGACGAGGCCGCACAGGCCAAGUUUCAGCAGGAAAAGCCGUGGAAAAAUGAUCCUCAUUACUUCAAGCGUGUGAAGAUCUCUGCCCUCGCGCUUCUUAAAAUGGUGGUCCAUGCACGCUCCGGUGGAACUAUAGAGGUCAUGGGACUGAUGCAGGGGAAGACUGAUGGAGACGCUAUUAUCGUCACGGAUGCCUUCGCCUUGCCCGUCGAAGGUACUGAAACUAGGGUUAAUGCUCAGGCUGAUGCGUACGAGUAUAUGGUCGAUUACUCUCAGACUAAUAAACAGGCGGGGAGGUUGGAGAACGUAGUAGGAUGGUACCAUUCUCAUCCAGGUUACGGAUGCUGGCUUUCGGGUAUUGAUGUUUCCACACAAAUGUUAAACCAGCAAUUUCAGGAGCCUUUUUUGGCUGUUGUAAUUGAUCCCACGAGAACCGUUUCUGCUGGAAAGGUUGAGAUUGGGGCUUUCAGGACCUAUCCUGAAGGAUAUAAGCCACCAGAUGAGCCUGUUUCUGAGUAUCAAACCAUCCCACUUAAUAAGAUUGAAGACUUUGGUGUGCAUUGUAAACAGUAUUAUGCGCUUGAUAUCACUUAUUUCAAAUCUUCACUUGACUGCCACCUUUUGGAUUUGCUUUGGAACAAGUACUGGGUUAAUACCCUUUCGUCUUCUCCGCUCUUGGGUAAUGGAGAUUAUGUUGCUGGGCAAAUCUCAGAUUUAGCUGAAAAACUUGAGCAGUUGGAGAAUCAGUUAGCUCACUCCCGCUUUGGGCCAUUAAUUGCUCCUUCUCAGAGGAAGAAGGAGGAAGACUCGCAACUUGCUAAGAUCACCCGUGACAGCGCAAAGAUAACGGUGGAGCAGGUUCAUGGUUUGAUGUCACAGGUUAUCAAGGACACCCUUUUCAACUCAGUACGACCAUGCAAUAAAUCUCGGCCAGAGCUAUCCGAGCCCGAACCAAUGGUGGAAAGCUGAUGUACCCCCAGCUUUUGCAAGUCGAGAAACUGAUGAAAUCUUAAACACCCUGAUGCUCAAUGUUUUCAUACACCAGGCAAUACUAGAGAAAGGUGCACAUUCUUGUCUAAAUUGCUGGGUAUUUUUUUUUUACUCCAUAUUCUGAUACAAAGAAUGUUCUUCCCUUUUCAUUUUAAUUUCAUCACAGUGCUAAGUAGUGGCCUCUUCACAUUUUAGGUUCUUUUUCUUCUUUUACUUGCUAAUCUCACAAGCAUACGAUGUGGUUAUGUCUUUUGGUACUGUGAAUUCUCAAUUUCUACUCCUCAUUUUUUUCCCAUA
This is a messenger RNA of Cucurbita pepo subsp. pepo (vegetable marrow), 1574 nucleotides long. Its product is annotated as COP9 signalosome complex subunit 5b. The record is from RefSeq and is a predicted model, not a curated record. Gene Ontology annotation, molecular function: metallopeptidase activity; protein binding. NCBI's taxonomy places the organism in Eukaryota, Viridiplantae, Streptophyta, Magnoliopsida, Cucurbitales, Cucurbitaceae.